Branchiostoma belcheri (Belcher's lancelet) is the source of this 1107-nucleotide messenger RNA. Its product is annotated as integral membrane protein 2C-like. Gene Ontology annotation, molecular function: amyloid-beta binding. Lineage: Eukaryota; Metazoa; Chordata; Leptocardii; Amphioxiformes; Branchiostomatidae. The record is from RefSeq and is a predicted model, not a curated record. Gene Ontology annotation, cellular component: Golgi apparatus; plasma membrane; extracellular exosome. Bases 129 to 950 code for a protein of 273 amino acids. Gene Ontology annotation, biological process: negative regulation of amyloid precursor protein biosynthetic process. The transcript is spliced from 6 exons.
AUUUACAAUUUCGUCACGUGACCUAAUCAGAGGCGAAAGCAGAAGCUGACAGAAGAGACCGUUUCCUUCUCGCUCAGCGUCUUUCAGGCGGCCUUUCUCCCCCUCUUCCCUCAGAACAGGACAACAAGAUGGGAAAGAUCACCCUAGCUAACCCCAGCGGGCAGAAGGACCCCGUCAAGGAUGUGAAAAUCCCGAUGAAACCAGCAGAUGGUGAGAAUGAUGUGGAGACGGCCACUGUUGCGGUGACCCAGCCCAUGCCCCGGCGCAGGAACGGCUGUACCUCCUGUAUCAUGGCCCUCAUCUGCAUGCUGCUGGUCAUUGGGGGCAUCGCUGGUGGAUUGUUCCUGUACCGCCACUUCGGACGCCACAGGAAGUUCAUCGGGCGCUGCGGCGUGCGCUACAACAGCCACUACUACAACCGUGGGCACGACCCGACCACCCCCCGCGCUCAGUGGGCCAUGCUGGAGGAGGAUGUGGAGGUGGACAUUGACGGCGAGUAUGAGCGCAUCGAGGUGCCCGACUUUGACAAGUGCAACCACGCCACGGUCCUGCACGACUUCAGGAGGCAACUGACUGCCUUCAAGGACUGGGAUCACAUGAGGUGUUUCGUGAUGGCCCUGAACGAGUCGGCCGUGUCCCCCCCUCGCAGCCUCUUCGACCUGCUGAUGCGCAUCAGCGAUGGGAGCUACAUGCCACAGGCUUACGUGAACCGUGAAGUGAUGCGCGUGGUGCAGCCUGCGAUCGCUGACACGGCACAGCUGGGACAGUACAUCCACGCCCUGUGUAGGGGUGUGGACACCUACAGGCUGGCCAGCGUCAAGAAGGAUGAUGACCUGCGCCCAGAGGGCCACUACUUGGCUAAACGCGAUCUGAUACCACCAGACGAUUGCUUCAGCAUUGUUGGAUUCUACGCUGGCACAGUGAUCCAGGAAGUCUGUAUCCAGUUCUAGUGGAAGGAAGAAGACAGCGGCCAUGUGCAGGACAUGCAGAUCAUUUUGAGAGAGCCUUGCUUUAAUUGCUACACUGUAACAACAACUGGUGAUUUUUAGAAGAUCGACUCUGUAGGUUUUGUGGCCAUCUUGUCUUUCUGUGUUUGGAAAAAUGAAA